This is a messenger RNA of Trifolium pratense (red clover), 1752 nucleotides long. RefSeq lists its product as uncharacterized. The coding region runs from base 43 to 1578 and encodes 511 amino acids. The transcript is spliced from 9 exons. NCBI's taxonomy places the organism in Eukaryota, Viridiplantae, Streptophyta, Magnoliopsida, Fabales, Fabaceae. The record is from RefSeq and is a predicted model, not a curated record.
UUUGAAGUCAAAGGGUUCUUUGUUUUGAAAUUCAUAUAGGCAAUGAAAUUCGAAGACUAUCUAAUGGAGAAAAGCCAAGAGCCUCAAAAUAGACAAGAACUUGAGAAUGAGGUUGUUCAAUUGCAAGCACAAUUGAAGGGUGAAGAGUUACUCAAUAGGGUCUUACUUUGUGCAUCACUGCAUGGACCUAUUUGCUCUCUUCAACACAUUCCUUCGGGGUUUUCAACUCAGGUUUAUGAGCUUCUUGAAGAAUUGGCAUUGGUAGAGGAAGAGAUCAUUUUACUUGAAAGAAAAGUUAAGGAACUAAAACAUAGAUUGUACCAAGAGAAAAAUGAGACCAAUGAUUUGAAAAUACACCAUAGAAAACAUACUAAAUUAUGUAACCAGUUCCAAGGAUCAUUUUCACAAAACUAUGAGGUAUUCACUAAAGGAAGAAAGUCAAAAGAUAGAAGGUCCUCUUUAGGUUCAACAUUGGAUAUCCAUAGCCUAUUCUCCACACCAAGAAGAUCAACAGCAGAAUAUGAAGUGCCAAGAAGGAAAACAGGAAAGAUUCCAAGACAAAAUUUUAUUGAGAAACCUAAUGAAUUGUCAGAGGAACUUCUUAAAUGUCUAAUAGGCAUUUUCCUAGAAUUGAACCAAGCAUCAUUGGACAUUAACGGAUCAGAAACUAAUGUCCCAAGACUCACUCUUUCCUGCAAGAAGACCAAAGGCUUCAUCUCAAAGACUUCAUCCAACUGCAAGCCACAUUCAUUCCUUUCAAAUGGAAAUGCAUCUUGUCUUGACCCAUAUGGAAUAUCAUCAGAUUUAGAUUGCACUGCAAGAGAUGUAGGACCAUAUAAUAACUUCAUCCAAAUUACUAGGAGUUCAUUAGACACUGAAUUCUUUUCACACUGCUUGCCAGCAUUCAGAAAAUUGAGGGUCUUGAUACAUAAGCUAUGUGAUGUUGAUUUAAGUUUCUUGAGCUACAAGCAAAGGUUGGCAUUCUGGAUCAACAUAUACAAUGCCUGCAUAAUGAAUGCAUUUUUGGAUCAUGGCAUUCCAUCUACACAAGAAAAACUGUUGACACUUAUGAAUAAGGCUGCAAUGAAUGUAGGCGGGAUAGUACUGAAUGCGCUAGCUAUUGAACACUUUAUUCUCCGUCAUCCAUGUGAAUCAAAACAUGGUCCUGUGGAUGAAAAGGAAGUCCUGUUGAGGCAUGUUUAUGGUGUGGGGUAUCCAGAACCCAAUGUCACAUUUGCUCUCUGCCGAGGCACUUGGUCCUCACCAGCUUUAAGGGUGUACACUUCAGAAGAAGUUGUGGACCAAUUAGGGAGGGCCAAAGUUGAGUACUUGGAAGCUUCAGUUGGUAUAACAAACAAGAGAAAGAUAAUCGUGCCUAAACUUUUGCAAUGGCAUAUGCAUGAUUUUGCAGAUGAGAUGGAAUCGCUAGUGGAAUGGAUAUAUAGCCAAUUGCCACGCUCAGGAUCAUUGAAAAGAGCCAUGAUGGAAUGCCUAAUAAGGGAAACAAAAUAUCCUAUGACUAAAAUGGUGGAAAUACAGCCAUAUGAAUCUGAAUUCCGUUACAUCCUACCCAUUUAAUAUAUGUAGUAUUUAAAAUGGGGUUUUUUCAAUAUUAUCUGAAACACUAAAAGUUAACAAAAAAUGGUUAUACUAUGUGUCCGAUUGAUAGAGCACUGCAAUGUUUCAUUAAACAAUAGUGUAAUAACAGUGAUGAGUUUGAGGAAUUAAAAACAAGUCUCGUAUUUUUACCAA